Molecule: messenger RNA, 666 nt
Organism: Pyricularia pennisetigena
Lineage: Eukaryota; Fungi; Ascomycota; Sordariomycetes; Magnaporthales; Pyriculariaceae
Exons: 2
Coding region: 1-666 (221 amino acids)
Source: RefSeq, a predicted model, not a curated record
AUGUCACCGGUUGGGCCACAGAACCAGCAGGCACUCCUUGCCAAGAGCAAGAGGCCCAGUGAAGAUCCUGUUUCAUUGAGGCAGCUUGCGCUGGUUGCUCGGAGGCUUGGAUUCCAUUCUUCCCGAAUUUAUCAGCUUGCGAGUGGCGAUCCUCAUACGGAGAUUGCUGCAGAAACACUGCUCGGAAUACAGCAGCAAUCCAACUACCCGAAUGAAGGAGGCUCUCUUCAGCCUGCCUUAGAAACAACUGUGGAUCUGGUCCAAGAGGGAGAAAGUGGGCCAAUCACAAGCUUGUUUGUUGGCAUGUGCGUCUAUAGGGUCACUUUUGGAGACUUUCAAGCCCAACAAGAUCAGUUGCAUCUGGAGUUGCGUCGCGUGUCCUUAGCAAGACACAGUUCUGAAAACGGUAGACCCUCAAAGAGGUCUCGAACAGAUGGAAGGUUCAACAUAUGUCUUGUAGCUGACGACGUUGACCAGACCAGCUUGAAGGAAAUAGAAGGGAAUGGUGAUGAGAGCCAUGUCCAAGAUGUCGCAGUAGCUGUGCGCAUCCUGAUGAGCGACUGGCACCCAUACGACGCAUCGAGCGGGUCGGGUUUGUCGAUUGACGACUGUUUUCAAUCCGCCAUAAACAACAGUGGCAAGAUACUAAUGCGCAGGGUCUAUUGA